AUGUCUUUACCAGAAAUAAUAUUCAGUGGUUAUUCGAUUGGCACCCCUUUGACCACCGCUGGCGAAGUCCAGAAAGUCCUAGAUCAACUCAAGGAAAUGCGGAUCCACCGCAUUGAUACUGCAGCCUUGUGGCCAAGAGCUAGCCCGGGCUGCUCCGAGAUGUUGUUGGGAGAAGUGAAAACGCCAGAGCAGGGCUUCAAGGUCGAUACCAGGAUAAGCCCAGUCACCGUGAGUUCCUCUGCUCCCAGAGGAGACCGAAACCUCACAGGCCCGGCAAUAAAAAAGUCACUCCAAGAGAGCCUGGGCCGUCUUCAUACGAACCAAAUCCAUGUGCUUUAUUUCCACCAUCAAGAUCGAAGUACUCCAAUCGGGGAACAGGCUGCUGCAAUGCAGGAGCAAUAUACAGAGGGCCGAUUCGACAAGUUCGGCCUAUGUAAUUUCAAUGAGAGCGCCCUCAAAGCAUUUAUGCUCGUCUGCAAGAAUAAGGGCUAUGUCAAACCAACUGUAUACCAGAGUUGGUAUAAUUUGGCCAGUCGAGAGAACGAAAAGCUUUUUCCGCUCCUUCGCCGGCAUGGAAUCGCAUUCCAUGCUUGCAGCACUUUCUCACGUUUCAUGACUGGCCGAAGGACGAGCAGCGAGGGCAUUUGGCAUACCAGCACGUACGACAACCCAAAUAAGCAGGCCGGUAUUAUGGACUUCAGGGAAACCAUUAAAAAAUUCCAGCUUUCAGAACCCGAAGCCUGCCUGCGGUGGAUCUAUUACCAUUCGAAGAUGCAGAAAGGAGAUGGUGUGAUUCUGGAAGCCAGCUCAGCGCCUGAGCUCGCCCAGCAUAUUAAGAAUAUCGCCAAAGGGCCUUUGCCAGCCGAGAACGUGAAAGAACUUGAUUUGCUUUACAAGAGACUGCGUGGUUGGUAG
Messenger RNA from Penicillium crustosum, 915 nucleotides. RefSeq lists its product as uncharacterized. The record is from RefSeq and is a predicted model, not a curated record. Bases 1 to 915 code for a protein of 304 amino acids. NCBI's taxonomy places the organism in Eukaryota, Fungi, Ascomycota, Eurotiomycetes, Eurotiales, Aspergillaceae. The transcript has 3 exons.